UCUACCUGGACACCGGAGAGUGAUUUAAAAAGAAAAAUGGCGUUAUAGUUGGACUUUAGAGUGCUCUCAUCGACACGUAUUAACAGUCAUUUCUGUGUCGAAACGUAUCGGUUUCGAUCAGCAGGUCGCGUUAUGAGCCAGCCGCCCCGUUCAAACCGGGGACAGCGGGAGAGAAAGGGGGAGAGAAACGGGGACCGCCGACAGGACCGAGACUCACGCGAUGACAGACGUUCAUCACCCAACAGGUCUUCGUCUCGACCCCCAUACUACCCCAGUGAGGCCGACUCCCCUCCCAGUUAUGCGCGGGAAGCCCCUCGAGUGGAGCACCACGAGUCCAAAUGCACACACAUUUGCUCCAGGAGAGGCAUCGUGCUGAUGUGCUCUGUGCUGACCAACGCCCUGGUCCUGAUCUGCCUGGUCGCAGCUCAGAUGGUGACUUCGGGAAUGUCUUCCAUGGGCUUGGGCGGCUUCAACAUCAACUCCAACUUCAACCUGCAGGGCACCGAGCUGCAGAAGGUGCGUCAGCUGGACAGUGAGUACAGCCAGAUGAGGGCGCCGGGCAUCUACGGCGGCAUCCCCUUCAGCCUCACCAUGGGGGUCCUCUCGCUGCUGUUCGUGGUCGCCGGGAACAAGCCGCCCCACCGCAUGUCCCGGAGGCUUCUGUACGGAGCGCUGGUGUUUCAGGCGGUGGCCGCUGUGGUGUACGUGGUGGCCGUGGGGCUCUACCUCCACUUCGUCAUCGGGGUCAACGCCACAGAUGUGUGUCAACAGCGCGAGAGGCUGUACGCCCAGAACGGCUACACCUGGAUGAGCUGCGACGUGGGCGGGGCGGACGCCGCCGUGGCUCUGUUCGGGCUCAUCACCGCCAUCCUGUACACCGCCGGCACGGUGCUCACCUUGCAGACCAUCCGGAGGGUGAGGAGCUACCUGCAGGAGCGGAAACGCAGAGAGGCAGAGAAGCAGCAGGCCCGGGCCAGCCCGCAGAGAGCCCCGCUGAGGGCUGACACCACCGCUGUGUGAGAGGUCACGGAACGGACACCAGAUAAAAUCCGUGUGCCGCAGCACAGCUACAGCGGUAGCCAUAUCCCAUAAUAAGAGCAAUGCAAACGGCCACAGACUAAACCUGAUCCACUGCCACGGCUUAAAGCGACAGCUCAACCCACAGCCGGGUGUAGCUCACUGUGGCUGCAGACCCUCAGAGCUUUCAGGGCUCCGUAGUAUUCCAUGACGAUUAUGUCAAAGAUAGAAGAAACAUUUGCUGCCCGACCAUGUGUCCAGGUGAACUGAACAAUAGUUUACUGCACUCACACUCUAGUGAAUGAUGCUUAUAGCUGCCUAAUAUUUUUUUUAUAUUUCUUUCACGCUUUUACACUCCACUGUGUCAAAAAUCAAAUACUCCACUCGUGGUUCUGAUGAAGUUGCAUGUCGCUGGCUCUUUUAAGUGUCCGUGAAUGUUUUUGUGGCUGGACCAGCUAACAACGAGCUUCUUCCUCUUUAGUUAUGUGGGAUCGUCAACGUUGGUCUCGGUGGAGCCAGGUAGCCCAAAGAGAGCCAGGUUAACGUUUAGCUUACUCGUGAUUCAGGUUCAGUCUGGGAGGAAAUUCAUUUUCAUGUUGGAUUGGAUCGAGUGUACUCAUGCAGGGAUUUAUAUAAAUGUUUUUUAACAUGUACAAUUAAUGUGUUUUAAUGUCAAAGUUUGACUUUAUAAUGCAACUUUUUUUUUUUUUUGUACAAGAAUGUAUCUACUCAAAUUAAACCUCCAUCAAUGUGAUUAUAUUCAACUGUUCCGUUUAUGAUUAACAGUGUGAUGAACAUAACGACCUAUAGGGAGCACCAGAACUCUGCAAGUCCUGCUGUCAUGGUCGCUCUCUGGCUGUGUCCCAAUCCAGCGGCUGCAUCCUUCAGAGGAC
Messenger RNA from Anarrhichthys ocellatus (wolf-eel), 1910 nucleotides. RefSeq names its product MARVEL domain-containing protein 3. The record is from RefSeq and is a predicted model, not a curated record. The coding region runs from base 133 to 1020 and encodes 295 amino acids. The transcript has 4 exons. Lineage: Eukaryota; Metazoa; Chordata; Actinopteri; Perciformes; Anarhichadidae. Gene Ontology annotation, cellular component: membrane.